AUGAGCCCGUCUCCCGGCGAUCAUCCAGACAGGAAGCUUCCUGUUUGGAUGGACCGAAAUAACCUGUUCGGUCGCUUACAUUACCUGUUCCUUCGAGGAGCAGGUGGUCAAAGUCUUCCCAAGAAUCCUUUUACAAUCGGCAAGUCAGUUGAAAACCAUGCCGGUAAAAUCGAAAGUGGAUACUAUGAUAGCAAGAACCAGUGGUAUGUGUUGAAAGUACGCAACGAAGAACAAGUUAAAAAACUCGAACUAUUAAAAAGUUUAAUCGAUGGAACAAAAAUAGAAAUCGGUCGCCAUCCGAAUUUAAACACCCGAAAGUUUGUGGUUCAAUGUCAUGAGGUCGGUGAAAUGACAAACGAAGAACUUCUCGCAGAACUCAUACCUCAAAAGAUUACCAAAGUGCAGCGCAUCACCAGAAAAACAUCAAACGGAAUCGUUGGAACGUCGACUUUUAUUUUAACCGUUAACAGCACCGUGAUACCCGAGUUUAUAGACUUCGGUCUUUUAAGAUUGAGAACCCGAGUUUAUUAUCCGUUGCCCCUACUUUGUCGAAAAUGUCUGGAAUAUGGUCAUCCGAAGGCCAAAUGCACGAACCAAAUCGCUUGCAUCAAAUGCUCCGGAAAACACGAAAGCACCACGUGUCGCAAUGAUCCGUUUUGCCUGAAUUGCAAAGAAAACCACAGUCCAGUUGAUCGAAGUUGCAAGAUCUGGAAAAAUGAAGCCGCCUCACUUAAACUCGCCAUCGACCUGAAUAUCUCCCUAGCCGAAGCACGGAAAAGUAUAACAUCCACCACUAGCAUUUACAACACCAGCUACGCUGGCGUAGCCAAAUUGCAGCCGCACACAUCUAAUAAUCAUCAAAACCCGAAGUCUUCAAGCACAAAGCCGAACGAGGUCCAACAGAAGCAGCAUCAACCCAAUCCGAACACCAAACGAAGCCACCAAAAACCGAAUUUACCAGCACCAACCGAAAAAUGUAGCGCAAAUGUGCAAACGGACUCACCACCAAAAAAAAGGAAUGAUCCUCAACCUUUACGUCGCUCAUCCUCCAAUCCAGAAAUGGAAGUGAACAGUGAUCAGAGCAAAAAUACUGAAAUCCUCAUCUUUACUCAUGCGAGCCAGUGUAGCUCAGCCACGGUUUCGCAUGAUACAAAGUUGAAAAAUAAACCUAUCCCCUUCCCCUUCCCUAUCCCUAAAAAACCCAUCCUUAGAUUUAAAAAAUAG
Uranotaenia lowii is the source of this 1224-nucleotide messenger RNA. RefSeq lists its product as uncharacterized. The coding region runs from base 1 to 1224 and encodes 407 amino acids. The transcript has a single exon. NCBI's taxonomy places the organism in Eukaryota, Metazoa, Arthropoda, Insecta, Diptera, Culicidae. The record is from RefSeq and is a predicted model, not a curated record.